GUCGCGACGUUGCAUGGGUAGAGACGUCGGCGUCCUUCGGGUGUUUUAUCGAGACUCUCCCUUCGGGAAUCAGAAGCAUGCAGAGACGAGCGGUGGCGACAGCUCUGGUGACAGCCGUGACCUUGACACACUUCACCGUCAAGGCCGACCAAGAUGGCGUCGAGCCGCAUCCAACAUGGCCGUUUGCCGUCAAGGCCGACCAAAAUGGUGUCGAGCCGCAUCCAACAUGGCCGCCGCCUCCCCAACUGCCGCCAAUGGUGCAGAGCCACGAGCCCGGCUGCAGCUGCAGCGACCAUCGCGACCCGCCACGGCUGCUCGUCAAGUGCAAGUGUCGCGGCGACCACUUGCAGCGAGUGCCAAGCGACUUGCAACGCGGGUUGCACAUCUUAUCCAUUACAAGAGCAGCCAUAGAAGUUUUGGCCGCAGACUCCUUCCAGCCUUACAGAGAGAGCUUGACUGAUUUGUCUUUAGUUCGACUACCAAAUUUGAGGCUCAUUGAGCCAGGAGUAUUUAACAAUCUACCACAUCUGAGAACGAUAGAUAUCCAUUCAGCUCCGUUGUUGACGAUUAUAUCUGAUGCUGUUUUCCAAACUCAUCUUCCCAGAUUGAGGAUAUUUCGCUGCACAAACACUGGCCUGCAACAGAUUCCUGCCCUUCGUGACCUCGAAUCAAAACAUCAGUUGCAUUUGGUGUCAUUGAAUUAUAAUCAGAUAGAGGAAAUCGAAGCGUUUGCUUUCCACAACAGCACUAUAGCUACUUUAAGUUUAAAAGGGAACCGAAACCUGCAUAUAUUGAGUGAAGAUUCAUUUUCUGGAUUGAACAGCCUUCGCAAACUCGACUUGUCGGAAACGGCCAUCACUUUCCUGCCGACUUUGGGACUGCGUGGCCUGGAUGAACUCAGGCUGCAAGGUACCACCUCGCUCAAGGUUUUUCCAUCCGUCUAUAGCUUCGACUCGCUGAAAGACGUCUACCUAACAUACUCCUGUCAUUGCUGUGCAUUCCGCUUCCCAGCUAGACAUGACCCAGCAGGCUUCAGAAGGCACAAGGAAUUUGUUGAGAAAAUGAUAAGAGAUUGCUCAAGCAGUCAUUUAGGAGAGAACGUCUCGUAUAAUGACAGAGCCAAUCAGCAAAAUAUUAGUUUUGGGCCAGCAAACACUUCAUUCUGGAAUAACAUAGAGUUCACAUCAGGCUCAUCAACCACUUCUUCAGAAGAAACGUUUCAUUCUAUUGUUGCAGUGUCACCCAACGGUCAGCUUCAGGUGAGAUGCGGUCACAUGCUAGGCGGGGGCGGUUCAAAGGGGCGGUUACAAGGAGAGGGACCACGCUGCUUUCCCGCCCCCGAUGCUUUCUCGCCAUGCGAAGACCUGCUCGGAAGCGGAUGGAAGGUGCGUAUCUCGGCAUGGCUGGUGUCUCUGUUCGCGCUGGUGGGCAACACGUGUGUUCUGUUGGUGCUGUUGAGCUCUCGCUUCCGAAUGAGCGUGCCCAAGUUCCUGAUGUGCAACCUGGCGCUGGCCGACCUUUGCAUGGGCCUCUACCUCCUCCUCAUCGCCAUUGCUGACGCGCGAUCUCAAGGCGCCUACUUCAACUACGCCAUCGACUGGCAGAAUGGUAUAGGGUGCCAAGCAGCCGGCUUCCUGACAGUGUUCGCUAGUGAGCUAUCAGUGUUCACACUGUCAGUGAUCACCAGCGAGCGAUGGUACACGAUCACCUACGCCAUCCACCUCAACAAGCGACUGCGACUCGGGUCGGCCUCUCGCAUCAUGGCCGCCGGCUGGCUCUACUCGAUCGCCAUGGCCGCAUUGCCACUCCUUGGCGUCAGCAGCUACUCCAUUACCAGCAUAUGUUUGCCGCUGCAGACGAGCAGUGCGGUGGAGACGGUCUACCUGGCGACCAUGCUGGCCGUGAACGGAGUGGCGUUCGGUGUCGUGUGCGUGUGCUACGGCCUCAUGUACGCGUCCAUACGCGGCCAGGGUCAGGGCCGGUCAGGUCGCGUCAGGUCCGAUCUCAGUGUAGCCAAGCGCAUGGCUCUGCUGGUGCUGACGGACCUGGUGUGUUGGGCGCCCGUGGCAUUCUUCGGCCUUACCGCCCUGGCGGGCCAUCCCCUCAUCGACCUCCCCACCGCCAAGCUGCUGCUAGUCUCCUUCUACCCCCUCAACGCAUGCGCCAACCCCUACCUAUACGCCCUGCUCACCCGACAGUACAGGCGCGAUCUCCUAGCCUUGUUCGCCAGGUACGGCAUCUGCUCAAAGCAAGCGGCGACACGCCAUAGAGGCGGGUUGGCAGGGUGCGGUGGCCACGGAGAGGCAAGGGGCACGGGUGGCAGAGGGAGCCGUGCGGGGGAGGGGGAGAUGGUCUGGGGGGUAGUGGCAGGGAGUCUGGGGCACAGCCCCCAUCACACCGGGGGUCUGUACUCACCACCAUGACCUCUUUCGACUGCUCUACGCGGCCAGGAUCGCUCGCCACAAUACCAGAGCUCAGGCAGUUGGAUGCAGGGUCUGUUGGAUCUCAACAGAGUUUGAAGGAAUUGGCUGAAAUCUACCCAAGUGCCCUCAGAUUCAAACCGAGGCCAGUCUUCAAUCGAAGCAGUUCGCAAGGAGACAUCUGAUGUACAUGGCCACUUCUGCUUUCGAUUACUCUAUCAUCCUCAACAUCCAUUAUCUCCCCCCUAUAAUACUCAUGUUAUAGUUACAAAUUCUACAAAACUAUUGAGUAACUUAACUUGUCUGUUAAUAUCAUUCAUUCUUUGUAUACCAGAUGUAAAAUUAUUUGCAAUAUUUAUAAACAACUUUUGAAGACAA
Messenger RNA from Nilaparvata lugens (brown planthopper), 2798 nucleotides. RefSeq names its product lutropin-choriogonadotropic hormone receptor. Gene Ontology annotation, molecular function: protein-hormone receptor activity; G protein-coupled receptor activity; protein binding. Gene Ontology annotation, biological process: G protein-coupled receptor signaling pathway. Gene Ontology annotation, cellular component: membrane. Lineage: Eukaryota; Metazoa; Arthropoda; Insecta; Hemiptera; Delphacidae. The record is from RefSeq and is a predicted model, not a curated record.